UGUCAAUUGCGAGUUUGUCUUGUGGAGCCGAUCCGCAAUCAAUAGUCGCGCCAACCUUGUGGAUAAUAGCGCGGAUCGAGUUAGAUGCUUGUGAGCCUGCACGCUGAAGACCCAUUUCUUGAGGACAGGUGUAAUGAGUGAUAUUUAUCUUCUUUCUCUGUGGAGCCAUUACAAGGGAUGAAAGAGGAGCAUUUCAGGGGACUCAGGCCCAAGUAUGCAGUGGCAAUGAUAGUGCAACCGAAGAGCAGGGAGCAGAACACGUGAGCGAGGGAGCUUCGAGGCCGUCAGAUACCCUCUCUUCAUCUUCGCAGUUCUGCUGAUUUGUUUUCCAGCCUCCAACUGUAAUUGCCAGCUUACAAUUUUCUCUACCGUCAUCCACAAUCUCUCUGAGAAAGUCCCUUCGUUCCGAUAUUAGUCCACAUUUGGUCGCCAAAGAGCUCGCAUCAGUCUCUCCGCUCAAGAUUUCAUCUAGUCCCUGUGCACAACCCGACCUUGAACAUCAAUAGCCUCUGGAAGGAGUGAGGUCCUGGUUGCUAGUCAGAUCGGUGAGCACAUUGGUCCAGCCGGAAAUUAAGAGCUUUGAAAAUGUCUCCUAGCAUAAUCUCGGAGUCUCUCAUGUCCGAACCCUUAACGUACUCGAUUAUGAAAUCCCUACAAUCUGAUGUUCAGGAAUUGAAACCUUCUCUCACUGAGUCCUGGGCGGAGACGAAGACGGAAAGUGCACCGUCUGAUCAAGUACAAGAAUUCAUUUUCAGGUCCAAACUACCAGAUAUUUAUAUCUCCAAUCACAUGCCCCUGACUGAUUACUGCCUCGAGAAGGUAACGCAGUGGCCCGACAAAGUCUGCUUAAUCGACGGUAACACAGGGAGAGAGUACAGCUAUGGCGAGAUGGAGCUCACUUCACGGCGCGUGGCCGCAGGGUUGGCAAAAAUUGGAGUGGAACAGGGGGGAGUCAUUGCCUUGUUGCUCCCAAACUGCGCGGAGUUCGUCCAAGUGUUCCUCGGAGCUGCGAAGAGGGGCGCCAUCGUAACCACAGCUAACCCAUUUUACACAUCAACUGAGCUUGCGAAGCAGAUCAUCGCGUCAGGGGCGACGGUCGUGGUUACUCAAUCCAGAUACAUCGAGAAGCUGGCUGGUUUGAACAUCCAAAUCAUCGUCGUCGAUCAGUAUGUCGACGGCUACUUACACGUCUCCGCGCUCCUAGAGGCCGACGAGGCUGAAUGCCCGGAAGUCGACAUCCACCCCGACGACGUCGUCUGCCUCCCAUACUCCUCUGGCACCACAGGGCUGCCAAAGGGUGUCAUGCUUACGCAUAAGAGUCUUGUGACCAGCGUUGCCCAGCAAGUCGAUGGCGAAGUGCCCCAUUUCAAUAUCAAUGUAGAGGACACUCUGAUGUGUGUGCUGCCCAUGUUUCACAUCUAUUCCCUGAACUCGAUCCUCCUCUGCGGGCUUCGUGCCGGAGCCACUCUCGUGAUCAUGGCCAAGUUUGAGCUCUCCAAACUGCUAGAAUUCAUCCAGAAAUACAAAGUGACAAUGGGACCUUUUGUGCCGCCAAUUAUGCUCGCAAUUGCGAAGAAUCCCAUCGUGGAGAAUUACGACCUUUCCAGCAUCAAGAUGAUAAUGUCCGGUGCUGCCCCUCUUGGUAAGGAGCUGGAAGAUGCCUUCAGGGCUCGGCUGCCCAACGCUAUUCUAGGCCAGGGUUACGGAAUGACCGAAGCGGGCCCAGUACUGGCAAUGAGUUUGGCAUUCGCCAAGACACCCUUUCCUGUGAAACCAGGAUCUUGUGGCACUGUCGUUCGGAACGCAGAGGUGAAGAUUAUCGACACCGAGACUGGCAUGUCAUUGUCAUACAACCAGCCCGGAGAGAUAUGCAUUCGGGGACCUCAAAUCAUGAAAGGAUACUUGAACAACCCGGAAGCUACGGCCUACACGAUCGACGAGGACGGCUUUCUCCACACUGGAGAUGUCGCAUUCAUAGACGAGGACGAGGAGAUGUUCAUCGUGGACAGAGUGAAGGAAAUCAUCAAAUACAAGGGCUUCCAGGUUCCACCAGCAGAACUGGAAGCCGUCCUUCUUUCUCACCAACAAAUCCAAGACGCAGCAGUGGUCUCACGCAAGGAUGAGGUCGCCGGAGAAGUACCCGUGGCGAUCGUGGUCCGAUCCCCUGGCUGCACGAUCACCGAAGACGAGGUGAAGGACCACGUUGCAAAGAGGGUGGUGUUCUACAAGAAAAUCCACGAUGUCUACUUCGCUGACUCGAUUCCCAAGUCUGCAUACGGAAAAAUCUUGCGAAAGGAUAUCACCUUGAAGUUCUAGACAACACCGUGCAGGGUGUCUCAUUCUUUCUGCUCUGUAAUUAUCUGUAAAAGAGAUGCACCGAAAAACCGUGUAUCCGCUCCAUUCUUGAAGACGCAUCCAUUCCUGAAACAGCCAAUCUUUCUGUGAAAAUGACGAUCUCUGCAUCGAUCCGGUGGCAAAGAGAGACUAGAAAUGCGGAUCAGAUACUGGCUACGGCAGAGAGGUAGUCGGAUGGAAUCGUGAGCCUCCGGGGCGACCCACUAUGAUUUUUUUCCUGAGGAAUAGUGAGGAAUGCCUGCAACUAGAUGAUGAGGUAAUCAGAAACAAUUGGUUCAGUACAAUAUAAUGUAGCAUAUAUCACUGAAUCACAUCAGUGGUUCGAGGUAACAUAUGCCUCGGUUAUUGACGAUUUAUAUAUACAUUAAAUUCUUUAACUUCUUUGAUU
Physcomitrium patens is the source of this 2743-nucleotide messenger RNA. Its product is annotated as 4-coumarate--CoA ligase. The record is from RefSeq and is a predicted model, not a curated record. Gene Ontology annotation, molecular function: CoA-ligase activity. Lineage: Eukaryota; Viridiplantae; Streptophyta; Bryopsida; Funariales; Funariaceae.